UUUUAUAGAAAUAAAAUGACUUAAUUCAGUUACCUGCCGAUAGAACAAUUUAAAGAGAAAACUUUGUGUUACAUCGUGUGUGUGUGUGUGUGUGUGUGUGUGUGUGUGUGUGUGUGUGUGUGUGUGUGUGUGUGUGUGUGUGUGUGUGUGUGUGUGUGUGCUUUAUAACCACUACUGAAGACGAUAUUGGGCUGCUCCCCCAAAAAAAGCUGUGUGUGUUUGAGCAUUAAUGCAUUAACAUUAACAGCAAAUACUCAUUAUCCUCAUUUUCAACCCUUUGUGAGGACGUGUUUUGACCAGUGAAAUAAGUGUGUGUGUGUGUGUGUGUGUGUGUGUGUGUGUGUGUGUGUGUGUGUGUGUGUGUGUGUGUGUGUGUGUGUGUGUGCGCGCAUAUUUGUAGUCCAUUGUAAACCCAAAUUUGACUGUGCUCUAUAAAAAUUGUGUGGGCCUGAGCAUGUUCCCAUAAUGUAAGUAAUACACGGCCAUCACCAAGAAACCCCCCCCCCCAUCUCUCUCUCUGUCUCUCUGUCUGUUUCUCUCUGUCUCUCUCUCUCACUCUCUCUCUCUCUCUGUCUCUGUCUGUUUCUCUCUCUCUGUCUCUCUCUCUGUCUGUUUCUCUCUCUUUCUCUCAUCUGUUUGUGUACCAGAUCAACAGGUUAACACCUUGAGCCUCCUGGGUUCUAGUGUGGAACAAGAUAACGCUUAUGUUCAUAACACAAUGUCUGGAGCUAAUAGUGAUCACCUACACCGGUCCACUCUAAGCAUCUAUUCACAUUUGAUGGAACAGUUUAACCCUGGCCUGCAACAGCUGGUCACUUUAGGUAACAGCUAUGUGAAAGCUUUUCAAGCAUUGGCACUGACAAGUGAGGCCUACUUUAGUGCACUAGCAAAGAUGGGAGAACAGGCUCUCCACACACUCUCAUCCCGCUCGCUUGGUGAUGUGUUAAUCCAGAUCUCAGAGACCCAGAGGAAGCUUACAGCAGAAGUGGAGGGAGUGUUCUGCUGGUUCCAAGUGGAGGUGUUGCAGGCUCUGGAUAAGAAUGUCAGGCUCGAUGAGGAGUACAUCGGCGGCAGCAGGAGAGUGUAUGAAUUGGAAGUAAGAAAUCAGGCGACGAAUCUGGAAAGGCAGCUGAGACGAGGAACAUACAGAGACUCUUUGGAGGGCAGUGAGUACAUGCAAUAUUUGAGGCAGAGCCAGUACGAGAUCCUGAAAGAAGAGGAGCGAAGAUAUCGUUUUCUCACAGAGAAACAUUGUGGAUUAGCACAGUCUCUGCUUUUCCUCCUCAACAAGACAGGGGCGUCUCUUCAGCAGAAAGCUGAGGGAUGGAAGGAGCGAGUGAACGAGAGUCAGAGCUCCAGGUCACGCACGCCCACGCCGUUAGAACAAGACACACACUUGAGGGCCGCAGUGAGUUCUCUACUCCAGCCUGGAGACAGGGACGAGGGUUGGUCUGGGCAAGACCACCAGUUGGGAAGGGUGCCUUCUAGAGCUCCGUCUCCCCUCCAGACACGCUCUCGUUCCGGCUCAGUGAGCGAGUCCACGGCCGUCAGCGGAGGUCAAUCAGUCAGAGCGCUUGUCUCCCACCCUGCCUCCUCAAACCCCGUGCUGCUCCCGUUUUCUCGGGGUGACACGGUUACUCUGCUCGUGCCUGAGCCACGCAAUGGCUGGAUGUAUGGUCGUCAUGAUGCCAGCCUACGGCAAGGCUGGUUUCCUGCAUCCUACGUUGCUCCCGUAGAAGAUCUCUCCUCCUUGAGCUCCAGCGGUUCGUUGCUCCGGAACCACAGCAUAAACAACCUCCUGGACCCGACAAGCCAAUCAGAAUCCAUUGAUAAUAGAAACUACGGCGAGAUUCCGCCUCCGGCUCCACCCCUUCCCAGAGGUGACCUACGUACCGCCUCCCCGCUUCUGGAAAGGAAGGCGGAGUCUGUGUAUGAAGUGAAGGCGGGUCAGUGCUACAGCGAGAUCCCGGCGCCGGUGCCACCUGUUCGGAGAGCGUCAGGUGAUUUCCGGCCGGUCUCGCCGCUCCUCGACAGGAGGGCGGAGUCACACUUUGAGAGCAUGACUGGUUACUCCAUUCCUGAGAGAAAGGCAGAGCCAAACGUAGAGAGACCGAAUCCUCACAGGCAGGUUCCAGAGCAUCCUCUCUUUCCCAGGGGAUCGAAUCCUUUUGCCACGGUGAAGCUCCGCCCCACGGUGACCAAUGACAGAUCGGCACCGAGAAUCCACUGACCAAUAGGAGCAGCAGACGAAAAAAAGCUCACUCUGAUUGGCUCUGAGUCUUUACCACAACAUGAUGAGCUUUGGAGUAACAGAAAUCUGAGCAUUUAAAUAGGAGAUGAGACACAACAUUAUAUUUGGGAUUGUUCUUCCAAUUUCAUAAAAUGUGCCGUAAUUCUUUAAUCUCUGAUGAAUCAAACACACAACUACCAGCUUAAAUGUGUCCAAGAUGACACUAAAGCCCCUGAGUGAUUCUUGUUUUUGUUUUGUUUUUUGUUUUAUUUGCGUAGAUGAAUUUAUUGAUGUUGAAUUAUUUUGCAUGGGUGUGGCCUAAUAUUAUAAUGAGGAUUCUUCUGCUUCAAAAUGUUCCCAAAAUAUAGCUAGCAUGGUAAAGUUCGCCUGUUAACUAACGUCACUCGCUUGCUAGUUUGGUUUUGCUUUCUAGAUUAGUUUUUACUAUGACAGUCUUUCAUUUGGGAAUAGAUUUUCAGAUGCUAGGGUCAUUUUAGCCUUAAAUUUCUAAGUUAGCAGUUUCUGGUUAGAUUACGGUUUCAUUGCUAAAGCCGAGAUUAGCUUGUAUUUCUUAGGUCAGCAUUUGUUCUGCUGAUUAUUUUUUUUUUUUUUAAGAUAGCAGUUGCUAGCUAGAUUAGGUUUAUUUUGCUGUAUUAUAUUUGUCUUCCAAUGAUAGCUUUUGUUUGCUAGGUUAGCUUUUGCUAACAAUGUUUUCUGGUGACUAAAUUGCUCAGAUUUGAACGCGUACUUGUGAUAAAAGCUGUGUGGGAGAGAUGAGUGAGAUCAGCCUUGUAAUUGGUGCAGGGGAAAAAAAUAACACGUUUAGCCACGCCCUUUUAACAUUCAGUGCUUGAUUCUGUUACUGUCUUGUUCACUAGGUUGCUCACUGGGUUGAUUACUGACUUGCUCACUGAUUUGCACAAUGACUCUGUUACUGACUCGCUCACUAACUUAGUUACUGACUCACUCACUGACUCGCUCACUGACUUGGUUACGAGUGGGUGUUUUGUCUCCAGGUGUUUAGUUCCGAGUGUCCUGUGUUUAUACUGUGAUAUAACGUAGGUAUUGUGCUGAGUGUUCUCCUGUGAACACAUUGAGGCACUACUCUCCCAGAAGGCUCACCUCAGAGUGUGUGUAUGCAGGUGGGGCUCCACAUCACUCUUAUAAGUUCAACAUAUCACUACAUGGAACCGUGCUGUAUGUUCGUCUAUAUUAUUAUACGCUCAUUGUACCAGAAUGACUGAAAAAAGUAAUAAACAAAUUAUGAUUUAAUUGCUAA
Molecule: messenger RNA, 3509 nt
Organism: Tachysurus fulvidraco (yellow catfish)
Lineage: Eukaryota; Metazoa; Chordata; Actinopteri; Siluriformes; Bagridae
Gene: baiap2l2b
Product: BAR/IMD domain containing adaptor protein 2 like 2b
Exons: 15
Coding region: 719-2230 (503 amino acids)
Biological process (GO): actin filament bundle assembly; positive regulation of actin filament polymerization; actin crosslink formation
Cellular component (GO): nucleoplasm; cytosol
Molecular function (GO): protein binding
Source: RefSeq, a predicted model, not a curated record